This is a messenger RNA of Ooceraea biroi (clonal raider ant), 2307 nucleotides long. RefSeq names its product E3 ubiquitin-protein ligase Sce (gene Sce). Gene Ontology annotation, cellular component: PcG protein complex; ubiquitin ligase complex. Lineage: Eukaryota; Metazoa; Arthropoda; Insecta; Hymenoptera; Formicidae. The record is from RefSeq and is a predicted model, not a curated record. Gene Ontology annotation, molecular function: chromatin binding; ubiquitin protein ligase activity.
AUUCUCCGCUGAAUGCAGCCAUUUGCUUUCACGAGUGUAUACGUUGAUACGAUCAUAUGUAAUCAAGAUGGCAUCCACGGAACAAGUCGGCCUUAAUAAAACCUGGGAAUUAUCGUUGUACGAGCUGCAUCGUACACCGCAGGAUGCAAUCACCGAUAAUACAGAAAUCGCGGUUAGUCCGCGAAGUUUGCACAGUGAGCUCAUGUGUCCUAUUUGUUUGGAUAUGCUUAAAAAGACAAUGACCACGAAGGAGUGUUUACAUCGCUUCUGCUCCGAUUGCAUUAUUACAGCUUUGCGGAGCGGUAACAAGGAGUGUCCUACAUGCAGAAAGAAGUUGGUCUCCAAACGAUCUCUCAGGCCAGAUCCAAAUUUUGAUCUGCUAAUUUCAAAAAUAUAUCCCAGCAGAGACGAGUAUGAGGCUCACCAGGAACGUGUUUUAGCUAAAUUGAACAAGUCACAUUCGCAAGCUGCACUUGUUAAUUCCAUCACGGAAGGUAUCAAACUACAAAGUCAGAAUCGUCCGCAGCGUUCGAGAAAAAACGCCAACGAAUCUGAAAAUGCCAGUAACGCAUCCUCCUACAAUAAUGCGCUGAACAUUGGUGCGCCUACAACGCCAAAUCCAUCCACAAAUUUGGCGAAUCAGAGUGAUUCCUCUCAGAGCACAACAGGACCCUUGAACAGUGGAGGAACAACAUCGAGAAAUUCUACUACACCAUCACCAAAUCCAGCGAAUCAAAUCCCAAAGCCACCGAAGCGACAGAAAAGCCUCCAAAAUUCUGAGAAUGAUUCUUCUAGUGCCGAAGCUGAGACUGGCGGCGGUGACUCUAUGGUUGACACGGAAGGCGAAGGUCCUAGCGAACCCCUAAUGCUCAAUGAGAUUGAGCUUGUGUUCAAACCACAUCCCACGGAGAUGGCUGGCGAUAACUCCCUGAUAAAGGCGUUAAAAGAAAAUAGUAUUCGGUACAUAAAAACAACGGCGAAUGCCACAGUGGACCAUUUGAGCAAAUAUCUGGCGAUGCGUUUAACAUUGGACCUGGACACUGAAUUAUCGGAAUCGGAUAGACUGUUAAAUUUCUGUAUUUAUAUUGCGCCUUCACCCGGACAGCUCGUAGUGCUGAGCGGUUCGCAAACCUUACGGCAGGUGAACGACAAAUUCUGGCGGGUCAAUCGACCUUUGGAGAUGUACUACUCGUGGAAGAAGACCUAGGGAAGGCCUCGAAAAUAUCAAUUGGACGGAAGCUAGUCAAAUUCCGCUCCGAAAAGAGGAAAAGAACUGAUCAGUGUAUAGUAUAAUGCAUUAAGUAUGAAGAAUACGUAUCGUUGAUAUAUUAGAUUGUAUCUCCACCAUUUCGAUCUGUUUUAAUGUCUUGUUAGAACCAGUGAUCAUCUUCCUUGCUUUUAACCGAGAGGAAAGAGACGCGUAUCAUUAAUAGAAGAUGGAUAAGGUAAUUGAAGCGUUUGUCAGAUUAAUUUAAGCGGCAUUGUAUGUCCCUGCAUUUUACACUUCAAAUUAAACACCGCUAUAAAGCCGUAUCUUGUGACUUAACUGAAUGUCUUUUAUCGAAUUACAUUUUAUUCGGAGAUAUUUAAUAUAUAUUUAUUCCUGCAAUUUAUAUUAACGUAUAUUUGACUACGUUUUGAUACAAUUAAGUAUUAUAAAUGAUAAAUCUUCAUCUCCGAAUAUUUUAUCAUUUUUAUGAUAAAAUGCUAAUAACCAAGAAAUAUAAAUUUUGCAUUAUAGUUAAUUGAAGCGUUAAAGAAUUUACUGAAUUCUGCUAUUAAUUAUGCAAUUGUUUUCAACAAUUUCGGUUAAAAUUGCUAUUAUGGGAAUUAUCACUUUCCAGAAAAUUUCAAAGAAAAGGGAAAAAUAUGUAUCUGUAUUCUAUAUUAAUGAAGGACCACAGUUAAGUCAGUAUAUCGAUGAUUAACUCAAGAUAUUUAAUAACUUUUCCUCGCAAAUGAGUGCAUACUUUUCGGGAUAUAUGAUUGUCGCUUAAAUUUGAAAUGCAUUAUAUAGUCGCCCAGGAUUCAAUUAAACCGUGGAAUAUAUGAAUGAAUGUAUGAAUAAAACCUAUAGCCAAUUUGCAUUUAUCUUUUGUUGCAUAUAAGUUCUGCAGAAAUUCGGUAUUUAUUGGUACAUAUGUUCUAUCAUUAAUGGUCUGGGUAGCUUUUAAUUAAUUUAUUUAAAUGCCUCUAUAUCGUUUUUAGAAAAGAAUGUAUGUACAUAUGAAAGUGCGAUCCUUUGUUUUGGAAGUAAUAUACGUUACGGUGUUACGUUAUGGCAAAAAUUAACAAAAAAAACAAAAA